AUGCAGCACCCAUACACGGAGGUCGGGAAGCGUCCACCCGACUGGGUCUCUGAUCUAGGCGUUCCGGUUAGCAGGAGCCAGGAUGGUACUCGCAGCGCUGAGCUAGUCCGGAUUGCUGGACCUCAGUAUGUGCCCUCGAACACUUCCGCGCAAGGCUAUCCGAGCCGGAGUGGCAGUCCAAGCAUCAGAUCUUCCUCCUCUAACGUAGAUGCCAAUGUUGGGACCACAUCCUCGACGGCGUCAUCCUUUCACCUACCUCGACUUUCUGGAGGCUUCGAGUCUCGACUUGCAUUGGACUUUGAGCCUCUGGAAGACUCUGUUGUUGUGCGGCACUAG
This is a messenger RNA of Sphaerulina musiva SO2202, 336 nucleotides long. RefSeq lists its product as uncharacterized. The transcript has a single exon. The record is from RefSeq and is a predicted model, not a curated record. Lineage: Eukaryota; Fungi; Ascomycota; Dothideomycetes; Mycosphaerellales; Mycosphaerellaceae. Bases 1 to 336 code for a protein of 111 amino acids.